Messenger RNA from Suhomyces tanzawaensis NRRL Y-17324, 2030 nucleotides. RefSeq lists its product as uncharacterized. Gene Ontology annotation, biological process: transmembrane transport. The record is from RefSeq and is a predicted model, not a curated record. The coding region runs from base 279 to 1967 and encodes 562 amino acids. The transcript has a single exon. NCBI's taxonomy places the organism in Eukaryota, Fungi, Ascomycota, Pichiomycetes, Serinales, Debaryomycetaceae. Gene Ontology annotation, molecular function: transmembrane transporter activity. Gene Ontology annotation, cellular component: fungal-type vacuole.
UUAUCUGGUCUUUUUUGCUAGAGCAUCUUUCUAGCCUUGCACCUCAUUCAGAUAUCCGUGCUAGAACACUCUUCUAGCCCUUUACUACUCUCUAGUCCCGCUAGCACCUCCCGCUAGCCUCCCUUCCCCGCUAGUCUUCUAGUCCCACUAGUCUUCUAGUCUCGCUACUUCUAGUAUCCACUAGUUUCUAGCCGUUUUGAAGCCCUUCGCCGAAGUGCUACCCUGUUCCCUCCGUAUUAUGUGCUGCUGACUCCCGCAAACUAACUAAAAAGAACGUCAUGUCCGACUCCUGUGAAAACCGUUACGGGGAAGACUUCAUCCCUGGAACCACCAAAAUCUUCGUGUCUCCCGACAACUCGUCCAUCGACACCUCCAACACCUCCCGUCCCUUGAAAAAGAACAGCAAGGGCAUCAUCUUGUUGCCCCAACCCUGUGACAGUCCCAACGACCCUUUGAACUGGUCGUACUUCCGCAAGGGCUGGCACUUCAUCUUCUUGUGCUUCAUCACUGCCCUCACUGCAGCCAUCUCCAACGAUGCCGGUGCGGCCCAGGACUCCUUAAAUGAGACCUACGGCAUCUCCUACGACGCUAUGAACACCGGUGCCGGUGUUCUCUUCUUGUUCAUCGGGUGGUCCUGUAUCGUUUUUGCCCCUGCCUCGUCCUUGUACGGCAGAAGAAUCACCUACAUCCUCUGUGUUCUUUCUGGGUGUCUUGGGUCCGUCUGGUUCGCCGUUUCUAGAAAAACUGCAGACACCAUCUGGUCGCAAGCGUUCGUGGGGAUCUCCGAGGCCUGUGCCGAGGCGCAAGUCCAACAAUCACUCUCCGAUAUCUUUUUCCAGCAUCAGUUGGGUUCUGCCUUGACCCUCUAUAUCAUGGCCACCUCGGUAGGGUCUUUUUUGGGUCCUUUGAUCGCCCAUAUUAUCUCGGAAGACCAAUCCUUUAGAUGGGUUGGAUGGUGGGGUGCCAUCAUUUGUGGUGCCACCUUAAUUUUGGUUAUUUUCACAUGUGAGGAAACUGUUUUUGACAGAUCCAAAUAUUCAGUUGUAUAUGACGGUUCUCAAGCUAUUAAUGAUACCCCUGAAAUCGAGGAAUCCAAAGAAGAGAAGAACGAGCCAGAGGUGGUCAAAACCACCGAGUCCUUCAGCUUUCCUCAAGAUAACGAGCUUCAGCCAUCCGCUGAAAGCGAGAAGCCAUGGUCAUACUUCCAAAGAAUGGCCCUUAUUACCCCUGCAUCCUACUUGGAGGGCUAUGGUUUCAAACAGUACAUUAGAAGAUUCUUUUUGUACUUCAAGGUGUUCACCCUCCCAGCCGUGUGGCUUUCCGGUAUUUUGUGGGGUUUACAGGACGCCUACAUGACAUUCUUUUUGACUACUCAAGACACUUACUUUUCCGAAGAACCUUGGAACUACUCGGGUAAGGGAGUUGCUAUCAUGAAUGUUGCAACUUUGAUUGGUGCUGUAAUUGGAUGUUUCGUCUCCGGUAUUCUUUCCGACAAGCAUGUGCUCUGGAUGGCCAAGCGCAACUCGGGAAUCUUGGAGCCAGAGUACAGACUUUGGUUAUUGUUCAUCACUUUGAUUAUUUCGCCAUUAGGCUUGAUCAUGUUUGGUGUGGGUGCUGCCAGAAACUGGCCAUGGCAAGCGAUUUACGUGGGCUUGGGAUUCAUUGGGUUUGGCUGGGGUUCCAUUGGUGACACCGCCAUGUCGUAUUUGAUGGAUUCGUACCCUGAAAUUGUCAUCCAAGGAAUGGUUUGUGUUUCCAUCAUCAACAACACCUUGGCCUGUAUUUUCACUUUCGUGUGCUCUCUCUGGUUGGAUUCUGCAGGUACUGAGAGCACCUACAUUGUUUUGGCCGUGAUCAGUUUCGUGUCGAUUGCCAUGAUUAUCCCUACAUUGUAUUGGGGUAAGACCUGGAGAAAGAGAACCAAGGACCUCUACUUGCUGAUUGUCGAAUUGAGCUCUUCUAGCUGACAUUAAAGUUAAUUAAACAAGGACAUUUAAUGCAUAUAUUGUUUAUUUUUUUCGUAGUAUUUC